CUCUGUCCGGCGCCCCUUUCUUCUGACGCGCCCGAUGCAGCGAUGCUACUGCGAUGGAUCGCAGCUGAGGGGCGUCGGCGAGCGCGGCCGUCUAGGCCCCUCGCGCGCUCUCUCUCGUACGGUAGGGUUGUGGACGCUGCCGCUCGCGAUGGGGAGCUCAGGGUGUUCGUGGUCGCGGGCGAGGUAUCCGGCGACUCGCUCGCUUCGCGACUCAUGGCGGCUCUCAGGGCGCUGUCCCCUGUGCCGGUCCGUUUCGCUGGCGUUGGCGGUGAACUAAUGUGCAAGGAAGGUUUGCAAUCACUUUUUCCCAUGGAAGAAAUUGCCAUUAUGGGCAUGUGGGAGCUGCUGCCGCACAUAUACAGUAUCAAGAGGAAAAUUGAGGAUAGUGCAAAUGCGGCUAUGCUAUUUCAACCUCAUGCUGUGGUUACAAUUGAUUCAAAGGGUUUUUCUUUUCGACUGUUGAAGCAACUGAAAUGCAGAAGCAAUCAGAAGGUUCAAAGUCCUCUGCAUAUCCAUUAUGUUUCGCCGUCAUUCUGGGCCUGGAAAGGUGGUGAAAGCAGGCUCUCUAAGUUGCAUAAUUUUGUGGACCACAUGUUGUGCAUUCUUCCAUUUGAGGAAGAAAUAUGCAGAUUAAACGGGUUGCCUGCUACUUAUGUGGGCCACCCCUUACUGGAUGAUGCGAUUGGCCUAAACAUGGGGACAGAAUUGUGUUCUGACAAGUCUAAGUAUCAAAGAAGUUGUGAAGCUUUCCGACUGGAACAUGGGCUGUCCCCAGGUGCCACAAUCAUAACCAUGUUACCUGGAAGUAGGAUGCAGGAGGUAGUUCGAAUGCUUCCGAUCUUUUUGCAUACUGUGCAGAACUUAAGGCAUACAUUUGAUGAACUAUCAUUAGUCAUCCCAGUUGCUCCACAUCGAGAUGUGAGGACCUAUAUUGAAAAUGUUGUUCAGUCAGAACCUUUUCCAGUGGUGUUGAUACCCGGGGGGUCGCUUAAGGAAAGAUACAAUGCAUUCAGUGCUAGUAGAGCAGCAUUAUGUACUUCAGGUACAGCUGUUAUGGAACUAAUGUUAGCAAGACUGCCCUGUGUGGUAGCGUACCAAGCUCAUUUCAUUACAGAAUGCUUUAUCCACUUGAGGAAAAAGAUAAACUUUAUUUCUCUGCCCAACAUUCUCUUGAAUUCUCUCGUUGUGCCUGAGAUCCUUUUUGGGGCUUGUACAGCUAAGAAUUUAGCUGCAAAAUUAAGUGAGGUUAUUUCAAAUGAUCAAAUCCGCCAGAUGCAAAUUGAAUCAGCUGGCCAAGUAUUCAGGGUUCUCUAUGAACCCAUCAAGAAACGGGAUACUUUAUUAAGGGAAGAGAUCGACUACUCAGGCUUGUCAUCAAAUUUCCUAUCUCCUAGCAUGAUCGCAGCUUUAACAGUGCUUUAUAUGGAUAAGCAUCAAAACACUGCAUGCCGGAAUUUGGUGGUAGAAUCAGAAGCUAAGAAAUCUCUUGUUCUACCAACGUGGUCAGGGUUCCAUGCAUGUUGUUCAUGCACAACUGGAGUAACAAGGCAACAAGCAACUGGUUAUGUUUAAGCUUCCACUUCUGAAGUGGUAUCAGGGUCGGUCAGCAUCAUGGUAUCGCAAACAGAUUUGGUCAUCCUGUUGGUGCAGACUCUUCUACGGUUAGAAUUUCCUAGAUGGAACAGGACUCGGGGAGUGUGACUAGAUGGUACAGUGGGGCUUCGAAAGUAAUAAUGAACUACAAGAUUUUUUUCUUCUGUGUU
Molecule: messenger RNA, 1763 nt
Organism: Zea mays
Lineage: Eukaryota; Viridiplantae; Streptophyta; Magnoliopsida; Poales; Poaceae
Product: putative lipid-A-disaccharide synthase mitochondrial
Exons: 8
Coding region: 43-1572 (509 amino acids)
Biological process (GO): lipid A biosynthetic process
Molecular function (GO): lipid-A-disaccharide synthase activity; phospholipid binding
Source: RefSeq, marked provisional